Molecule: messenger RNA, 13410 nt
Organism: Sitodiplosis mosellana (orange wheat blossom midge)
Lineage: Eukaryota; Metazoa; Arthropoda; Insecta; Diptera; Cecidomyiidae
Product: titin-like
Exons: 5
Coding region: 1497-12824 (3775 amino acids)
Source: RefSeq, a predicted model, not a curated record
AAUGAAAUCGAUUCGCUUGUAUGAUUUGUUUUUUUUUUCGGUAAAAAAACUGUUGCACGACCAAUUUUCAUUCGAUGCCACUGCCGAAAUGAAAAAGGCAGAAUAUUAAAACCUUUUUGACUGAUGUAAUAAGUUUUAUUCAAAUUCGUUAUAGUAUGAUAUUGAAUUGGUAAUGAUAACCGACUAUUCGAGUAUUUAUCUCUCCGCUUUUUUCGCUUUUCUAAUCCAAUCACACGAUACUUCACUGUACCUUGUUUUUCCGUAUGAAACAGGUAGUGCUUCCAUGUGUGAUUCAUUAUUUCAUUGACGAUGUGACUGAAAUAUAUUCGAUAUUUGUUUGAGUGUAUGUGUAUGUACAUGAAAAUCACCCUAUCAAGUGUCCAUUUUUACAGCCGAAUUUUUCUUUAUAUAUUUGAUGGUACUGGGAAAAAUACACAACAUGCAUAUGCACACACACACACACACACACAAACAUACACUUGAUCAACGAUCACAUAAGCAUUCUACUUGAUGUAUAGGUACAACGCAACAUGUCACAGUAUAGUUCACAUACACUAAUGAUUUAAUCUCCAUUCAUGGUUAUUUUAUGUGAAAAACAGCAACCAUACUGCAUUGUUAUUUAAUCGUGACUCGUAAUAGUCACGUUUUUUAUGUUACCUUGAUGAGAAAAAGAUAAGGUUGCUGUUUUCUACAGUCUGUGAAAAAAAACUAUGUUCAUAUGACUGCCACUUGUGAAAAUCAUAUGGACCAGUUUUUUCAUUCAAAAUUUAAAAACAAUACUAAAUUUUUUUGAAAUCCUUUUGAGAAAAACAAAACGCUAACGUUAUUAAAUAUACAAAUUUGCACGCUGCGUUACAAUAUCGACCAAACGUUGUCUUCCAAAAAAAACUUAAUGGAAUGAAUUUCGCUCUGUUUUGAAACUUGAACCAAAACGGAAAACAAAUUUAACAGUCGAAAUCGCCGAUAUCAAAUCUAGUGAAACGAAGCAUGAAUACAUACCGUCUAACCCUGAAAACUCAUUAGAUGUUCAUGUUUCCGAAAGCCCUUCUGAAAAAUCAACGUCACCGUCCAUUUCUGAAUGCCAUUCCAGCAAAUUAAAUCGUAAUGUGAUCAAUCUUCAACUGAAAACUGACCAGACCGACUUUGUUAAAACGCAUACCAUACGAACACAAGACAUAACUGACACCAAGCCAAAUGUUGGCUCACAAACAUUCAACCCAGAUGAAUUCGGUCAACGUUCUGAUUCACCAUCCCUUCAAUUGGUGAUUGGUCGAAAAGAAAUUCAAACUGAUGAUAUUUCAGCCAUUUCCGAAAAUCGAUUGACGCUUUACAGCAAAAAAGAUGUGGAAAUUUCGAUUAGUUCACAAUCCAAAAUCACUCUCACUGCUCAUACAGCUAGCAAAACCGAUGAACUUUCCCCAAUUUACGACGAGAAACAAGAUAAUAUUGCUCAAAAAGGUAAGUCUCAAACGGGAUCGACAAGCGAUAUUGGCUCGAUGGUGCGUGGUGAAAAGAAACGGCAUGACGAUCCAGUUGUUUUCUCAAAAAUGAAUCGAAUUCAUGUUUAUCAUGACGAUUCAGGCAAUAUGUCUCCUAUGACCAGUGAACCAAGCGUUUCACAGCACAUUAGUGACACUGGCAUUUCACUCACACGGACAACGUCCGAUCAUGAUGACGAGCCAAUUAAAUCAUAUGGCAGCAUCACUGAAGGCCCAUUAAAUGUCGAAAUUGAAGAGAUGGAAUUGACUGAUGCUGGACUCAGCCCCAUCCAGGCCGAUGAAUAUGAAGUGUUCACGGCCGUGUGCAGUGCUGAUGAUUCACGAUUCACAAAUACCGCCACUAGCCCAGCUUUUGACAACAAUUCGUUCACUGAAGCGAGCACAUCAACAGAUCGUCUUGAAUAUAAGGACGCAUGGAAUAGUCCAGUUGAUAUUGAAAAGAAUUAUGUAAAAUCCAUUGCUGACGAAGACGUUCUCAGUUCACGCAGAGGCUCUGGCGAUGUUAAAGCAAAGGUUAAGAUUAUUGAAGAAAAUAGUCUGAAAGUUUCGAAAGAAAUUGAACAUGAAAGUACUGCAAAACGGGAACAAAAAGAAAUCGAGAAAAAACCAAAAGCUCAACCACUCAAAUACGCCUAUGAUGCUGGCGAGUCAUCAGUCUCUGAAGAACCCAUUCCUCCAAUUCAAGAUGUUAUUUUGUCAAUUGAAAAACGAAUCGCUAGUGAGGCGCUACCCAGUUCAUAUAAAGAAAAAGUGCCACAUCCUAAAGACAAAGCGAUGAGAGAAGUUGAUGAAUCAGAAUUAUUGGCAAGUCUUGAAUCACAGAUCAUCACAGCAGAUGAUAGUGAUAAGAAAAAUGAACAUAAUCAAAAACAAAAGGAUGAUGUUCAAAUAGACAAUGAUGAUGAGCAAAAGGAACCUGUGUGCGAAAUUGUUUGCGCCAAAAGACAAGUAGUUCCGUUAGCUCAUGAAGAGGAAAUUUCUGGUGAUGAGUUGGAAUACGAUGAAGAAUUUGGACCAACAACUAGUCAAACAUCGCAAAAACAAAUGGAUAAUCAGCCAUUAAUCAGAACAUUACAUUCAUUCAAAGAAGAAGAGGUUUUUAUUAGCCGCCUCACAUCAACAGAAUCAAAAAAAGAGAAGAAUAAUAUUAAAUCCAUCAUACAAACUACUGAUGACUCAGUUUCGGACUCCGAAGUUCGAGAUGUUAAAAUGAUAGUGUCGCAAUCAGAGAAACUUCAAGAAGAUACUAUCAAAUUAAGUAAAAUCGUUCUGAAACAAAUUCAAACCAGAAAUGAAAAUAAAAUGGAAACAUAUACAGAAUAUAAAAAAGAUAAACAAAAAAUCGUUAUCAAAUCAGACGGAUCAAAAUCUCAAGCAACAAAAGACGAAAGUGAGCUUGGCGAUAUGGAAAUACAAAUCGAGGAUUCAAAAGAAAAGAUUUCCACAAAAACUGUAGAAAAAUACACACCGCAGGGAACCUCCACUGAAAAAGCCCCCGUCACAAAAACCGAAGACAAGUUGCCCAAGAACGAUGUCUCUCGCCCAGAGUCAGCUUUGAGCGAUGAUAAACCUCAGCCAAAGUCACGCUCUGAAUCAAUCUCUGAUGAUCAUUUGACUAAAUCGCCAACACCUUCAGUUGUGAGUGUUACAAAAGAACCGAUCGCAAAGACCGAAGAGAAUGAAUUGCCUAAAGACGAUGUCUCUCGCCCAGAGUCAGCUUUGAGUGACGAUAAACCUCAGCCAAAGUCACGCACUGAAUCAAUCUCUGAUGAUCAUUUGACUAAAUCGCCAACACCUUCAGUUGUGAGUGUUACAAAAGAACCGGUCGCAAAGACCGAAGAGAAAGCAUUGCCUAAAGACGAUGUCUCUCGCCCAGAGUCAGCUUUGAGCGAUGAUAAACCUCAGCCAAAGUCACGCGCUGAAUCAAUCUCUGAUGAUCAUUUGACUAAAUCGCCAACAUCUCCAGGUGGUACGAUGAGUAAAUUAUCACGACCUUCGGAUAUUGAUGAAAAGAUCGGUUUCAAAACAUUUCCCACUGAAGAGCGUUCAUUCAAAUCGCCCACUCGUCCAACGGAUGUCAAAGCCAAAUCAGAGUUUACUGCAGAAAAAGUUGAAUAUGUCCUUGAGGAAUUGGGUGAUCAGUUCGAGAAUACAUUGAGAGAUGUAGCCGAAAAAACUCCUUCGCCAAAGGAGUCUUUAGGAAAAUUGGAGAAACCGAUCGAGAUUAUUUCAAGUGUAAGUCUUACAACUAAUCAGAAUUCAUAUGAAACAAUCAAUGAGAAAAAGCUUUUUGAUAAGAACGUAGAGUCCGAAGUAAAAUCCAUUGAAAUGGACGAAGUAUCGGUAUCUACGACGCAAGAUGACUCGAAAAUCGAAUUAACUGAAUGUGACCUUCUAUAUGAUAAACUACAGUUCAAGCAACAAAUUGAGAUCGAUUUUGAUGAUAAAUCCAAAGAAAAUUCGCGUAGAACAUCUACAAGUUUGUUAAGUCGUCCAGAGAGUGUUCUCAGUCACUUCACUGAUAAAACGGAACCAGAGAUUAGGGAAGUCUGCAGUGACUAUUCAGAGCAACAAGUUCAUGACAAGUUGGACGAAGUAUCGGAUAUCCACUCUGGAAUGUACUCUGGCUCCCAUUCAGUUAAUAGUUUCGAAAGUCAUAAAUCUAUUGAAACAGAAAGCACAAAAGAGAGCAUCGUUCAAGAAUCUAUAGUUCAAGAAAAUUUGAUUUCAUCACAUGAGAUAGAAGUAUGUAAAGAUGAGAUUGACAGUUUUGGAGAUAAGCCGAUUCAGAAAUCUGAUGAAACUAAUCAAAAACAUUCAUCGCCAAAAGAAGAAAAGCAAACGGUUGGUGGUUUGUUAGAUUCAAAUCUAAUAAUGUCGCCUUCUUCGAAUGUAUGUAUUGUCAAGGCAACAUUGGAGAAAGACGAUUCAGAUGCAGUCAACACUAUUACUCCGUCGGAAUCAGUUUUAAUAAUAGAAACUCCAUCAGAAACGCUUGAAGAUAGUCUGAAGCGCGAUUCCCAUUCCGAUAUUCCAUCUGAUCAAAGGAUUGACAUUCAAACUCCUGAAAGAAAAGAUUCAUUAGAAACUGAUUUAGUAGUACUUGCAACGCAAGAACUUGACGGCCAAGAGUUACAUCGCGAUAUUAGCGCCGAUUCUCUGAAUAUUGGUGAUUUUCAAAAGACGAGGGACAUACGUUCCGAUUCAAUCGAUUGUAUUGAAGUUGAACUUCAUGAAGCAAACGUGAGUGAGUUUGAGACUCAGUCAAGGGACGGUGAAUUAUUGCACAGUUUUGCGCAUGAAAUCGUGGCAGUUCGUCAGUCAGUUAGUGAUUGUCCGGAUAAAAUAAAUGAAUUGAACUCUAUCCAAGUUGAUAAAGUUGUUUUUUCAACCUCAUGUACAAAUGAACUCUCCGUUACAUCUGGUCUCACAGAUAUAUCGGAUGACAAUGUUUCAUACGAUGAACAUAUAACCAUGGACUCUUCCCAAAUUGAUUCCGAUAGUCGACUAACAAAUGUACCCAAAGAAACCAUUUCACACAGUCCCCAUUCCAUAGCGUUCAAUGUUGUUUUUGAGGCCGAGGCAGCCAAAAAUCGAACCAUGAAGCCACUGGGGCAGAAAACUGACGAUAAAAAAAUGACGCGAAAAACUGCUGAGAUCAGUCCAAAACGACAGCUGCUUAAGAAACGACCGGUCGCGGAAACAAAGAGCUCCUCUUCUGAAGAAAAUGCGGCCGUUUCAGAGAAAAAAUACAUUCGCAAGAAGGUCAAGCAAAUUGAGCAUCGAGAAAUCAAGCAGAGUGCAAGUGUUUCAAUUACUUCCACUGCCACUGCUGCGACAAAAAUAAAAACAAAUACAAAAUCCGAUAAAAAGGAUGAGCCCAAAAAGAAAUCUCCCAAGAAAUCGAUCCUUAUCGCUAAAUCAGUUGAAAUCGAUCCAAAAACCAUUGCUGUUACGAAAGUUUCAAGCAGAGUUUAUGGUUACAUGCAAUCAACCGUAUCUCGAGAUCAGAAAAUUGGUAAAACAAUGACUUUGGAACGAAAAGAUUUGAAAAAAUUAGACCAUCCGGGCGAAGUUAGUAGCUCUCGUGUUUCCACUCCAGAUAGAAUGCACCGAACUAGAACUACUUCAACGAGUUCAGUUAAGUCUACUGUUAGCAUUAACACGGAAAGCAAACAAACUAAAACUGGUUUAAUCACAACCAAAUCGGAUUCGAUUCGAGCCCAUAAUUUGAAAGUGUCGAAGUCCAUGAACGUUGACAAAUUGAAAUUGGCUUCAACACAAAAAGUGUCCACAACGAGCAUGAAAAUUGAUGCAAAGAAAGAAUCUCAAACCGAUGCUAAGAGUCGACGUAAAAUCGAAACUAAAGCAUCGGUGCAAAUCGCUUCGUCAUAUAAGUCCCUAAAGUAUAGCACUUCUAGUGAAAAAGAGCAUUCAAUAUCCAAGAAAGUUGACAUCGAGCAGAAGAAACGAGUGAAGGAUUUGCAUACGAAAAAGAUUGAAUUAGUCGAAAAGGCGUCGACCGGUUCCAUAAUUAAAACAACAACAAAACCUCUGACCAAGAGCUUGAAAGAUUCCAAAAACAAACUUAUUGAAGCAAAUAUAAUCAAAGAAACCUCAAAACCGAUAAAAACCUCAUCAAAAAGGGUGACUGUUGAAUUGAACAGAGUUGAUCGAAUUUCAAAAACAAAUACCGACAAACGUGACACAAAACAUACUAAAGACAUGGCAGGCAUCAAACAAAGAGAUGCCAAAGAUAAAGAAAAAACCAAACCAAAGACCAAAUCAUCAAAAGUACCGAUUCCGAUCCGUGAAAAACGAACCACUGACGUCCACUUUGCAAAUGUCGAAGUCGACGAAUUAUUUCGAUGCAAAUCGGCAAUGCAAUACUCCACCCUAGAUUAUCCAUUAAUCGUUGAUUUAACACGUGAUCAAUCGAAUUCGGUGCCGUCCAGUCCAAGCCGUUUGGUAAAAUCGAAAAAAUUAAAUCGCAACAAACAAUUUACAAGCGAAGUUUUCAUGCGUACUGUUGAUUCUUCCUCCAUGGAAGUGAUUUACAAUCGCCGACCAAGCAGUAAUGGUGACAACAUUCGACGCUAUCGUGAGCUUGAGGUCGGUUUCAUUGACACAACCGAUUCGAGUUUAUCGGAUUCGGUCGCAUUGCCAUCAUCCUCUUCUGAAAAUCAAAAUACCGAAAGUGCAUCGUUGCAAAAGCAAUUUGCACCAUUGAUGCAAAGUGAAAAAACUGCACGUAAAAUUCGUUGUACGGACAUUGAAAAGGCCUCUCAAUCAACAUCACAUCAGCAUGCACAAAGUAAACAGAGCGAAUGUGUUUAUCAGUUUGGUAGUAGCAGAAUCUCGGAUUCAUCGUCAGCAUCGGCAUCACCGUCUGUGUCAGCCAAUAGCAGUGUGAUCAUAGUCGAAAGUCGUUUGUCACCAAUUCUUGACUUUAAGGCUAUAUCACCACCUCGUCAAAAACAUAAGUUUGACUACAAGGUUGUUUCAAUUACAGAUGAGGAAGCAACUCAAAAAUCCAAGCAACAUGAUGACGAUUUGGAUGAUUCGGCCAGCACAAAGGAGUCAAAAAGUCAUAUUGCUCCUAAACCAACGCCACGCGCCUCCAAGCCAAUUGGUAGCACAGAUUCAGCUACAACUUCAAAAUCGGUUGGCGAUGAGUUCGCCAAUAAUACCGACACCGAUAAUGAGCCCAGUGCAAUUGUCGACCGAAGUUCCGGUGAUUUUUCUGAAACGAAAAAAUUCUGGCAAUCAUUAGAGUCUAGUCAUUCGGUUUGUUCAGUCGAUGAGCCACAAAUGCCACCCGUACCAAAACCACGUUCACAAUCACAGGCACAAGUUCAAAGUAUUCAGCCGGUCAGUGAUGAUUUUGAUUCAAUUGAAAGGACCAGCAUUUCACUCGUUGAGGAAAGCGCAAGUCAAUUAUCAUCAUCGUUGAAAAUAUCGUCAGAGGGUCAAGUUGAACGAUCGGAAUCGAGCAGCUUGAAAUCGAAACCAGAAAUUAAUCGCGAUGAUGAUGAUUCAAUUACUGAUCGUUUGGAGAACGAAAGUUUCCCGAUCGAUAAACAUAGCGAGAAAAUUGAUUCGGAUCCAUAUGAAGCGAAAUUGGAUUCUCUGGAAUACGAUUCAACCGAACGAAGUUCUUCGUCAAUCUACAAGGUCAAGGAGCGUGAAAAUAUUUUGGAUGACGUUGAUGAUGAAGAUAAAAUUGAUCACGAAAACAAAAGUGCAGCCUUUUACAUUGGUGAAUCGAGCGGAAACAUUAUCACCAAAACAGCGACUGAAAAACGUUCAGAAUUUGCAUACGAUAAUGAAGGCUAUGAAUCAAAGGACUCUGCAAAAGUUGAACAAAAACCAAUAGAAAUUGAAGACGACGUUCCACAAAGUAGCGAACGAGAUUCACAACAAGAAGUUCGAUUCAAUUUACAGCCCGAAGAAAUUGGUGUUGCCGCCUAUGGCAAAGACGUCGAUUUUGUGGUGAAACUCGAACGAAUUCCCACCGGAAUGGAUAAAUCGUUGGAAGAGAAAUGCGAAACCGAAUUAUCCGAAAAGUUAAUUCAUGAAUCACCAAUCCCAACGGACCUCGAACAACACGAAUAUUAUGGUUCGGAAAAAUCGUUCGGCUCUGAAAAGUCAUUUGAAUCUGAGAGUGUGGAAGAAUCGCAUGUUGAAAUUCAAGAGUUAUCCAGUACAAGUGAAUGGAAUGUAGAUGCAAACAAAUCAAAACGAGAAGAAGAGCCAGUUAUUUGUUUUCCCGACGAAAAUGUGAUUGAAGAAGAGAGCCGUGUUCGGAUCGAGCAGCUUGAUUCAUUUGAUUCGGCUUCACCGACUGAGCCACAGAAGGCAGCUGUCGUUCAUUCACCCGUUGAAGAAAGAAAAAUUGCUGAUGAAUUUGAGUAUGCAGCACCAAUCGACACCAAUGUUUAUGCUCAGGAAAGUGGCAAAUACAUCGAAAAGGAAAUGUCGCAAAAUUACGAAUCUCCCAAAGUUACAGAAACCACGUUAAUUCAACUAAUCAGAAUGCAUGAAGAUGACGAAUUUAUUAAACCAAAAUCAGUAGCUGUUGUGCAUUCACCGAUUGAAACCGAUGAAAUAAAAGCUCCGAAAACGCUAAUUCGUGAUGAAACUCUGGAAAUAAAACCAGCUGUUCAUUCUCCGGUUCAAAUCAGUUCAUUUGAUACAUACACUAGUCAGGGGGCUUUGAAAGGAGAAAAUAUUGAAGAAACGUUGAUUGAUGACCUGUCAUUUGGCUUUGAUAAACCAACAACAGCAAAAGUUGUUCAUUCUCCAAUUGACAGUUCGAUCAAAUUGGAACAACAAUUCAAAGAAGAAUUUGCGGAGAAAGUUGAAGAACAACAAGAAAUAGAAAUAGAGACUAGCAAACAAGAAACGAAGCCAAUCAGCAGCAGAACUGAGAAAAUUGACGAUUAUUCUUUUGAUUUUAGCGCACCCAAGCCAGCACCGGUCGUUCAUUCUCCAGUCGACAGUUGGAAACAGGAAUCACGAUUUAAAGAAGAAAUUGUUGAAAAAAUUGAAACUUAUUCCGACGAAUCAACUCAAAAAGUCGAGCACGGAGAAAUGAAACAGCCGAUUGGUGGCCAAACUGAUUUACUCGAUGAUUGUUCACUUGAUUUUGGAACUAAAAAAACAACACCCAUUGUUCAUGCAUUUGUAGACACUGCAGUCAAGUCAAGUCAAGAAUGCAAAGACCAAAUCAUUGGUAAGGUUGAAACUCGAAUGGAGGAAUUCACUAAACAGCAACCAAGCGAUGAAUUGAAGCAGCCACUUGACAGUAAAUCUGAAUUACUCGAUGAUUUUUCAUUGGAUUUUGGCAAAUCAAAACCAGCUCCGGUCCUACAUUCUCCAGUUGAAAGCUCAAAACACGAAUUUGAGGCGAAAUCCAUCGAAUCCCGAGCCGAAGAUUUGAGUCAAAGACAGCCCAUCGACGAAACAAGUUUAUCGAUUGCCAGUAAAUCGGAGGUCAUUCAUCGGAUCGGUACAUCAAAAGUAACUCCAAAAACACGUUGGUCAGCAAACGAUCCAGACCAUUCGAGCCCGAGCAGUCAAAGCUUAGAAAACAGUAGACCAUGUUCGUCGGAUGUUGAAAAUUUGUAUGUUUCCUAUCCAAAUUCAUCGGCCGAAUAUCAAACAGCGUUGGAUGCAUCAUCGCUUGUUCCGGGUUCAACUGAAUACCACACCGCCGUAAGCACAUUCGAUCACAGUGGCAAAACAAUCAGCUCACAAGAAAGCAUGAAGAGUUUGGAUUCGGAAAGCUCUGGAAAUUUAGGAAGUGUUGAAGUUUCUGAGGCAUCAGAGACACUGGUACCGUCAACGGCUGAGCUAGAUUUUGAUGAAAACGAACAGCGUUUAUCAAGUCUCGAUACAUUCGGUGACAACAUUUUGGAAGAGAAUAUUCUUGAUCUUGAAUCUGACGACAUUUCAGGUCCAAUGAAGCGUUCACAUGAAAUGAUAUUCUCAUACGAUAUUGCAACAGUUGAAAGCCAAGAGUCCCUGAACUCAGUUGAAAAGUCUGAAAUGAGCGAACGUAAAGCUAGCGAUGAAGAGUUCAAGGUGCAGAGUGAGGUUAGUAGCGAUGAAACUAAGUUCGGAACAAGCGUUGGCAGCAAUUUAUCGAUGAGUUUUUCGACAACAUCAAAUGCAGAUACCAUUGUUGAAAACAUACAAGAGGAUAUGGCAAGUUCGUAUGGCGCUGGUUCACUUGUUGGCAGCUAUGAACCGAAAACCAUUCUAAUGGACGAAAGCACAUCGUUUGAAGAGAAAUUCCCAAUAGAACCAGUUGAAAAUCUCGUCAUGACAACGACCACUGUAACUGAAGACAAUGUUACUUCGGUCAACACUCAAAUUACAUCGGAUGUCAAAGAAGAUGAUGCUGCCGAAGAAAUGACACCACGACGCGGUAAAGGCCACAAACGUAACGAUAGCACAUCAUUUUUAUCAAGCUUGGAUAUGGCAAAACUUUCGCAAGAAAGCACCGACAGCUGUCCCGACAGCUCAUCGCUUGACGAAGAAAUGAUCAUUCACGAUGUGCCCGAGGACGAACGAAAGGAAAGCGGUUCCGAUUCGGAUUAUGAUCGUUACGAAACGGAAUAUUCGCGUUCAUUCAAAAAGCCAGGUGUGCAACGCAAAAAGAAAGCAAUGGCACCGAAAAGCGCACAAAAACCCGAACCCGAGCAACUAGAACGCAAAAAAUCAAUUCCAAGCAUUGAAACCAUUGUAGAAGUAUCGGAAGAUAUUAUCGAAACGGAAAAGUUGCGCAGUCGUGGAGCAUCACAAAAUAUGCUAGAUUAUUCACAAAUUCCCGAUAUUACCAUUACUGAUGAUCCUACAAAAUAUGUGUCAGAUGAUGAAGAUUUCGAACAAAAACAACCAGAACCAGUGGCGGUUGAGCAAUCAAAAGCGGAGCCGGUGAAGAUUUCAGAGGUAGCUAAGAAAUCUGAACAAGUACGUCAACCGAAAGAACCGAAAAUUUCCCAUGAAGAAUAUGAGAAACUGAUCGAACGUCAAUAUAAAACGCAAGAGGAUCCAUACGAACCAAAAGCGGACUCACCAACAAGUGAUUCGUUUGAGCUGGUCGAGCAGCCGGAUAUUUCCGAUGAAUUUGUGAUUAUCGAAGAAGUGGCCAAAGAAGCGGACGAACUUAUGACCGAAGGCAAAAGUGUUUCGAUCCAACAGACAAAAUAUGUGAAGAAACACGAUGACGAGGUGGAAAAAAUAAUAAUAAAAUCGGCUCCAGCUGCUACGAAUGAAGGAUCAACUUUGCUGCAUGGUCGCCAUGAUUUGGCAUUUGAGUUUGAAGAAAGUCCAUCUAGCGGUGCAAAUACUGAAUCAAGUGAAGAGGGUGCCGGCAUGGAAUCCAGUCGCAAAUGGGUUGAAAUGCAAUUGGCUGAACAAGCUCAAAACUUACGCUAUCCAUAUGAUGUUGAUCGGGGCAUUCUUGAAGAUAUUAAGGAAGAGGAUACUGACUUUGAAGUCGGUAGCAGUCGCAUAAGCAGUUUCAAGGACUCGUAUUCAAGUAAUGAUUUUGAGGCAGCCGCCGCUCGUCGUUAUCAUUCAAAAGAUCAGGAUAAUGUUUCGGUUAACAGUUUGCAAGAGUUUGAGCGACUUGAACAAGCGAUUUCGUUGGAGAACAGGAAAUUCCAUUCAAGCUCGAAUGAUUCAUUCAGUAAUGGAAGUUUCCCGAAACGCGGUUUGCGAACAGCCCAGGCUGAUGAAAUAUCAUUAUGUAGUUUGCAAGAUUUCGAAGGAUUAGAAAAUGCUUGCCUGGAAGCCACAUUAUUGGAACUCAGAGCAAAAGAAGAACAUGCUUCGUUGCUGUCACGUUCGGAUGAGUCCAACAAAUCCGGUAGCCAAUCCGACGAUGGAGCCGCAAAAGUUAUUGAAAAAACAACGACCAUCGUAACCAAAGCGCAGCCUUUGAAAACUUCAAUCGACCCAAUUACUGGAAUAUUUUCCGCUUCACAAACAACUGUAACGAGAGUAAUAACGGAGACAAAAUCCAAGAUUGAACCGGACGAUGAACUUUCGGCAUCAAAUUUAAUGGAAGUUUCCACAGACAGUUUGGAAGCAAAACAAUCGAAACAAGCGUUGCACAGCAAAAAUACAUCUCAACAUGGUAGCAGCGAUAGUUUGGAAAUAAACAAAAGCGCAGAUAUAAUGACUAGCAGCAUUGAUUCAAUUGAAAUCUCAAAAGAUGGAGCAACGACUAAAUCAUCGAAAUCCGAUGGCGAUUCAAUUGAACAGAUUGCACGCGGCGAUAAACGUGACAGCAUCGAUUCGAUUGAUGCCCAAUACGUCGCAAUGACACAAUCCAUUCACAUGCAACGUGAUUCAUUCGAUGCAAAUCUUCUUGAUCUCACCUCAUCGGGCAUUAUGGGUGGUUCGUAUAUCACGGAUGGUAAAAAUGUCACAACAACUUCGAUGGCAUCGUCGUCCGGCUACGGUGGUGGCAUUAGCAAAGACAUUUCAAGCGAUUCACUGAAUCUAAACCAAGAGCCAGAGUUACUCAUAACGAGCACUGAAAGUCUCGAUAAUACAAGCUCCACAUUUGCAACGUAUCAAAGUCAAACUGAUUCUCAAAUGACAUUGUCGGGUAGCAUGACAAGUUGCGAUUCAAACACUCUUGUCGACGUCGACACAUGCGAUACGAUGAUAUACAGUGAUUUAUACCAGAGUGGCGCAGCCAAUCUGUUGCCCGAUGAUAAGUUUGGUGUGCAUAUGACUUCGACAACUGUGACCACAACUAGCGCAUACAAAGCCAAAUCGAGCAGUAAUGAUGUUGAUAAAUCAUAAAUCGUCAGUAGAUCUCUUGUUGAAGGCGCGUCAUGAUCUUUCAAAGGUGAUGUUCAUUAGAGGGAGCAAAGAAACAACUAUUAAUAAACAUUUGUCUUGAUAAAGUGUGGUUUGCUUCAUCCCAUAAAUAUUUAUAUUAAUCACGUUGCAUUUGGAACCAAUAUGAGCUAAAAAUAAACUCUGACCAGCAAUCUAUCCAAUAUUAACCAAUGUACCCAACAAAAAAUAUUUCACUGAAUGUUUUUCGUAAUAUUUUCAUCUAAUUACAAGAAAAGUAAAUCAAUUUAAUGCAUAAUUAGUAUAAAAUUAUCUUAUUUAUACACAUUAUAUGAAUUAUCUAAUUUAUAACAAUGUAAUGGUAUAGCUUUUAUUUGAAUUUGGAAGCUUUUUUGAUUGCACAUCGUAAUAAACAUUUAAAGAAAAUCAACAAAAAAAUAUUCAGAAUAAAUACGCAAGAAAAUGGCAAAAUGAAUACAUAAAUUUUAUCUACAUACUCAAAUAUUCAUUCAUGCUUUUUGACGAUGUUGAAUUCUGAGCUAUUUGCUUUAGCAUCCAAUAAAGUUGUAUCUACACAAAAAAAUAAAAA